UCCCCUCCAGGCCAUAGCGGUUUCGCGACAAAAGAAUGGAGAGAAACUCCCUUUGUUCAUUCCUAAAGGACCCAACCUUCUCAUUUAUUUUCUCUCCACACUGAAAGUGCAAGUUCGUCUCUUUAGGGUUCAUGCAUCUUCCCGUCUAGAGCAAACCCAAUCUUACAACUGCGUUUUGUACGAUUUUUAUGUGUAUGAUUGGAAUUCAUUCUUUUUAAUUGCUGGAGCAGCUGAAUUUCAAGCUGGGGUUGGAGCUUAUCUGUCAGUAUGCACAACUUUGAGCUGGAUCAGCAAGAUCAGAGAGAACCUGGUAGGAUUGCUGCUCUUGUUGGCUCCUGUCUACCAGUCAAAUAAAUUACUAUUAGGUGGCUGAGAAGAGGAGGCUGGGACACGGACCGAUUGCUCAAAUCACUACAAGAUAAAUUUAUGAAUUCAUCCAUCUUAAUUAUCCAGAUACCAGAUUUUCUUUUGAACCAUAUUAGUUAGGUGGGCAUAUUACAACUAAGGUAAACUUUCAAUAUGGAGGAUUCCAAUGCAAUGACUAUUGAAUUCCUCCGAGCAAGGUUGCUUUCUGAGAGAUCUGUCUCGAGAAGUGCAAGACAAAGAGCUGAUGAAUUAGCAAAAAGGGUCGAGGAAUUGGAGGAACAACUGAAGUUGGUGACUCUUCAGAGAAAGAAGGCUGAGAAGGCAACAGCAGAUGUUCUUGCUAUUUUGGAGAAUCAAGGGAUGACUGAUUUUUCUGAGGAAUUUGAUUUGGGCUCAGAUGAGGAGAUGCCUGGUGAAUCUGGUGCUGGUAAUGAUUCCUCAAAAGGGGAAGAGAGGGCUCUGAGCUCUAAAGGAAGAAGACAUGAUUCAAAUGAGCUGUCAGGUUCUGAUGCAGAUUCUUCACCAGGAGUUGGCAGAAGCCUAUCUUGGAAAGGUCGUAUCAGUUCUCCACAGUCUUUUGAAAAGUACAAGAAUCAUAAUGUGAGAAGACGCAGUAGUUUUUCAUCCGUUAGUUCAGCAAAGCAUCGCCUUGGAAGAUCAUGUCGUCAGAAUAAGUGUAGAGAAAGCAGAUCAGUAGUAGAGGAAUCUAGAGAUGAGCCUCUCAAAGUUAAUGGCUACAAAAAUGUUGUCCACUCUUCUGAGGGAGGUCCAAAUUGUUCAGACAGUUGUUCUGACACUGUGAGAACAGAAUCUAUAAUUCAGGAAAAGGGUAAAUCAGAGCUGAAGCUAGCUGACGAUAAUUAUAAUGUAGAUGAAUAUGGUGGAGAGAGGGACAUGGAAAAGGCACUUGAACAGCAGGCACAACUCAUUGGCCGAUAUGAAGCAAUGGAAAAGGCUCAAAGGGAGUGGGAAGAGAAAUUUAGAGAGAACAACAACAGUACACCGGACUCAUGUGAUCCCGGAAACUACUCAGAUAUCACUGAGGAAAGAGAAGAAAGCAAGGCCCAGACGCCAUCCUCUGCUAGGGUGGUUACCACAGAAGAAGUUCAUGAGGCAAAAUCAGAAGCUGGUUGUGCUUCUAUAUCCCAAGAAUUGUUUAAAGCUGAAACCAGAGACAAUGUGUCAAAAUCACAUGAUACUGGCAGACACCACAAUCCAAAUAUUGUGACAGUCAGCGGUUCUGACUUGAUUGCUCAAGAUAAUUCAGAUUCCGUGCUGGUGGGGAAUGAGAGCUCAGAAAUAUCCCAUCAUCAGCAGUCAGAUAGACGGCAUCAAGGCCCACAUAGUCUCGGAUCUAAUGAUUCCAAGCCAACUGAUUCUUUUUCCACUGAUGUCUAUGAUGGCCUGGCCCAGAAAGAUCCUUCUAGCAGUUCAAGGAACAAACAUGACCUCUAUGCGUUGGUUCCUCAUAAACCUCAGGAGUUAAGUGGCGUACUUGACUCACUUAGACAAGCCAAGUUGUCACUACAGCAGGAACUCAAUAGGCUGCCCCUAGUAGGUGAUGGUUACACUGGUAAAGCCAUUAAAGCUUUAGGUUCUUCAAGUAAAACUGAGGAGAGAUUAGAUAUUCCCAUUGGAUGUUCUGGGUUGUUCAGGCUACCGACAGAUUUCUCUGAUGAAGCUCCCGGUAGACCAACUGCUAUUAAUUCAGCUUCUCACUUGAGUUCAAACUUUUAUCCUGAUAAAGAAAUUUUAAGAACUUCCGUUAACCAACUUGGCACGGGCCCUUACUUUGGUAGCAGCUCGAGCCCUUACUUGGGUAGCAGCUUGGGCUUCUCUCCGGAUCAUCAUCAAUCUCUCACCACCCGUUCCAUGGAAAGCGGGUCACGAUUUGAGCCUAAGAAGCCUCCUUUUGAUCCUUCUUUGGAUUCAGGCUUACUGGCUUCUAGUAAUAAUAUGUAUCCCACCUAUCCCAUCUAUCCAUCCUAUCAGAAUUUGACACCUCAGAUGCCCUUCAGCGAUGGACUUUCAAGACCUUAUCCGAGUAGACCAGUUGGGAAUCCUCCUGCAGGCCACUUCCCUUUAUAUGAUGAUCAUGCAAGACAAAACAUGUAUAGAUAGGAUUUAGAAGGUCUGUGGUUCCUCUAGGUUGCUAACUUCUACGUCACCCACGUUGUUGAAGUAAUGGUUGUAUUGUUAAUAAGGUGAAUGAAUAUUUGUAUUCUCUAUAGUUGCUUGGGAAGAGGACACUUGAAAAAGGACCCUAUUUGAUCUCUUUGGAAUCUAAACCCUGGUGGAUCACUCAUCUUUCAUUUAUGGAGGUCUAUCUCCAUUUCCC
This is a messenger RNA of Neltuma alba, 2704 nucleotides long. RefSeq lists its product as uncharacterized. NCBI's taxonomy places the organism in Eukaryota, Viridiplantae, Streptophyta, Magnoliopsida, Fabales, Fabaceae. The transcript has 6 exons. The record is from RefSeq and is a predicted model, not a curated record. The coding region runs from base 520 to 2487 and encodes 655 amino acids.